UGGGGAAGUAAAUUCGUAUACAUACAUGUAUUAUAUCCUGCCUCUGGUAUUGCACGUCAUGCUUAUAGAUAUAUAUACCAUGACCAUACAUGGUUGCUGUCAAUUUUGAUCUACUUCGCUUUUUUCCAGAGGGUCAUUAUUUGUCAUAACGCAACGGAGGAACAAUGUACAACCUUAUUGUCAUAUGUUUUCUUUUGUUACAGUGUAUGACUGCAUACGGAUGCAGAAGAGGCCGCUAUAGUAACGGAGAUGAGUGCAAGUCAUGUGGUGCUGGCUGUAGAGAUGGGACGUGUAAUUCCGACGGUCACUGCACCUGUAAAUCACAGUGGACCGGACGUGGCUGUACAACACGAUGCACUAACGGCUACGUGCAGGGAUACAGCUGUAUACGGUGUGGGUCUGGAUGUCAAGGGGGUAGAUGUGAUGCUGAUGACGGAACAUGCCGGUGUAAUCCAGGCUGGGCAGGAAGUCGUUGCACAACAAGAUGCACUAACGGCUACGUGCAGGGAUACAGAUGUAUACGGUGUGGGUCUGGAUGUCAAAGGGGUAGAUGUGAUGCUGAUGACGGAGAAUGCCGGUGUAAUCCAGGCUGGAUAGGAAAUCGUUGCACAACAAGAUGCUCUGAUGGUUUUUACGUGUACGGACGGAUGUGCAUACGUUGUAGUAGCCGGUGCUCGGGACGUUGUAAUGUUGCUGAUGGCACAUGUAGAUGCAGGACUGGCUGGGCAGGACGUCGUUGCACCAUUAAAAUGGCGAUAUCAGAUGAAAUAGCAACAAAGGCAUCGUCGACAACCGCAACCAACGUGACGGAAUCCACCAAGGCUGACACUCUAUCAACCACAGGUAAAACAACUCAGACGCCAACCUCUUGGAGCAGUACCGAUCUAACAACUCAGACGCCAACCAAUAGGAGCACUACCGAUUUGAAACCGGAUGGAGAGCAGGUGACCAAAGAAGAAAAAACAACUUGGACAUACGUGCUCAUAUACAGUUUGACGCCAGUCGUAAUCAUAUCAUGUACCAUUUUGGUCCUGUGCUUGGUGUUAAAAAGACGACGUCCAAGGAAGACAUCCGUUAAGACAUCUGGCGCCAAAGUACCAUCCACAGCAGACGAUCUCGCGUCAGACCAGGCGGUACACUUCACCGCUGUUUCGGAGGGCGAUGACGACAGACAUUAUGACGCUAUUCAAGACCCAGUGACUCAAGUCGAUGCAGGUCAUGACGAUGAAGCAGAUACGGUCCCAGAGGAGAAUGUGUAUGAAAUACCUUCUGAUAACGAAUGUGCAAAAGUCUAUGGAAAUAUUUCAGAGAGUAAUGAUGGGAAUCUCUAUGAAACUCCUUCAGUAAACAUGGACAGACAUAUCUACGAAGGACUUAAAACACGAACGAAAAUAUCCAAAAAGUAAACACAACGUAUUACUCCACAUAGAAUUCAGUGCCCAUUUUGAGACUGAUGUCUGCCAAACACUGAGAUCAAUACAUAAUUUGGUGAAAAUACUGAAAAAUGUUUGUGAUUAUAUGAAUUUUAAAUAAAUAGUGAUUUUUAUGAAACCAAUACGAAAUGCAUUUACUGACCUAUCUAUCAGAAAGUAAGGAGUAAAUGGUUCCCACUUCUAGUAAAGAGCGACUGUGGGUGUUUUUUUUAAAAAUAUUUUAAGCCAUGUAAGAUGUGAUAUACACGAUUUCGUAUUUAUGUUUAUACAUAUACCGAAGCUAUGUGAAAUCCUCAUAUUUCACGACUUACCAGUGUGUACAUAUUGUGUUAAAAGACCUAAUAACUGAAUAAAGUUUACAAUCCAUUA
Messenger RNA from Haliotis rubra (blacklip abalone), 1802 nucleotides. Its product is annotated as multiple epidermal growth factor-like domains protein 10. The transcript has 9 exons. Gene Ontology annotation, molecular function: scavenger receptor activity. The coding region runs from base 165 to 1406 and encodes 413 amino acids. Lineage: Eukaryota; Metazoa; Mollusca; Gastropoda; Lepetellida; Haliotidae. The record is from RefSeq and is a predicted model, not a curated record.